Cygnus atratus (black swan) is the source of this 2211-nucleotide messenger RNA. It is a transcript of the gene POC5, whose product is annotated as POC5 centriolar protein. Gene Ontology annotation, cellular component: centrosome. Bases 1 to 1944 code for a protein of 647 amino acids. The transcript is spliced from 12 exons. Lineage: Eukaryota; Metazoa; Chordata; Aves; Anseriformes; Anatidae. The record is from RefSeq and is a predicted model, not a curated record.
AUGAAGGCUAGCAAACAAAUUCUCCAACCAGGAAAAAAAAACUGGCUCUCCCUGACCACCCCCGGCCCCCACAACGGUACCACGAAACCGCCCCCCCCGCCCCCGGCCCACUCAGCUCCGCCCCCUCCCCCCCCAACGGCCGCCCACAGCCCCCCAACGGCCGCCCCCCACCAACGGCCGCCCACGUCUCGCGCAGCAACCCCGGGAGCGCCGCCGGCCAAUCAGCACGCGGCAGCCCCUGACAGGCAGCGAGGGGCGGGGAGCGAAGCGCCGUCUAAUUGGCCGUUUCCCACCAAGCUGCCCAAUCAGAGAGUGCUUUGCAUAAGCGGGCUGAGCCAAUCGGAGGGGCGCUUCUUCUUCCGCUCUGGUAGUUUGAAACCGUCGCGUCCAACGGCCGGCGCCGGCAGUUGCCCGCAGGAUGAGUACGAAGAGCUGCUUCGUUAUGCUGUAGUGACUCCAAAGUUUGGACAGUGUUUCCUGAAGUGGUCAGAACCUGUCUCCGACCUGAGAGCAGGUGGCCGAUUUCCAAGUGUAACAGAUGAUGCCAUAUACUGUAAGACUCCAGACCUUAUGUCAGUAAAGGAGCCUUCUGAGGCCAAUAUGGAUCGGCUUUGUCCUGUUUCAGAAGAGACAUCUUCACAAGGGUCCACAGAUAUUCCAAGAGAAAUCGAUGAAACCACAACAACUGAAUUAACUGUACCUGAUGAAAAAAUAACUCAAAUAGAAAAUAUACUUGAUCUCUGGAGUGGCAGUCUUAAGACAAAUGUUCUGACUGAAUUGAGAAAAUGGAGGCUGAAUUUUAUUGAAUAUCACAAGCUUCAAAUGAGACAAGAAAAAGAGAAACAUGCUGCACAUGUGAGACAAUUGACCAAUCAGAUGGAAAACUUGAAAGAAUUGCUACACACAUAUGAAAUCUCUAUAGGCAGAAAAGAUGAGGUGAUUACUAACUUGACCCAAGCAUUAGAAAUGAAGAAGGAGAGAAUAGAGUUAAUGAGAAAGUUUACAUUGUGGCGGAUUCAGCAACUUAAAGCCAAACAAGAGGAAUACGCGAACAGAAUAGCAGACAGACAAUUCCAGGCAGCUUUGAAGAAGAAAGUAUGGACAGCGUGGCGCUCUCUUAGUGAAGAAAGAUGGAAAGAAAAAGUAGCAAAAGCCUGUCAGCUAAGGGCAGAAGAUGUCUGUGUUCAGCUCACCAAUGAUUAUGAAGCCAAAAUUGCAGAGCUAACUGCUACUUUGGAGCAAACAAAAGCUGAGAUUCUGAGACUGCACAGUGAAAGAGAACAGUAUGAAGACACCAUGAAGAAAGCCUUCAUGCGUGGUGUAUGUGCCUUGAAUCUGGAAGCAAUGACCAUGUUUCAGGGCAAGGACAGCAGGACAGAUCCUGAUACAGGAAGUAGGAGAGAUGAUAAUGGUGCCAUUGUUGCAGGAAUACUACCUCCUUCACAAUACAAUCCCCCCUCACCACCACCUCCACCAGCAACUGCUCUUCAGAUGGAUGACUUGUUUUCUACCCAUCUGGGUCAUGCAAGCACUUCUCAGACCAGGCUAGAUUCUGAUUCUCCAGUAAUCAUCAGUAGCACAGCUGCAGGAUCUGGGGUGACAUCAACUCAAAAACUGCCCAUGGCAAAAGUGAUAACAUCUGCUCAGCAGAAAGCCGGAAGAACAAUCACUGCUCGAAUCACAGGCCGAUCUGAUAUGGGACAAAAGCACAGAAUUUGUGGUAGUUUAGCAGUGAUGGGAGUUGCUCCACCCAUGAGUUCAGUCAUUGUUGAAAAACACCAUCCAGUCACUCAGCAAACCAUAUCCCAAGCCACUGCUGCUAAAUAUCCUCGAACUGUGCUCCAUUCUUCUGGUUCUACUGCUGUGAGACCUGCAGGACAACUUGGACGAAUGCUUCAGAACCAAACUCAUACCAGUGUUCAGUCAAUAAAAGUUGUUGACUGAGUGAAUAUCCUUUACACUGGUGGGAAGUUUUAUCAAGAUACAAUUUAAACCUCUUCCCAGUCCUUUCAAAUUUGAUGUAGCAAGGCCUAAAUUAUGUAUCAUGUUUUUACCCUUAAAAAAAGAAGUGUUUAUAGUAAGCAUCCAGAGGGGGAAAAUGACCUUGAAAUGUUGUUCUACCUCCCAACUAUUUGAGAACUUAUUUUAUUAAGAUAAACACUUUAUUUAAAUAAUCUUUUUGCACACUUUUAAAUAAAGGAUAAAAUGUGA